Messenger RNA from Postia placenta MAD-698-R-SB12, 2970 nucleotides. RefSeq lists its product as hypothetical. Gene Ontology annotation, cellular component: nucleus. NCBI's taxonomy places the organism in Eukaryota, Fungi, Basidiomycota, Agaricomycetes, Polyporales, Adustoporiaceae. The transcript has 13 exons. The record is from RefSeq and is a predicted model, not a curated record. Gene Ontology annotation, biological process: regulation of DNA-templated transcription. Bases 1 to 2970 code for a protein of 989 amino acids. Gene Ontology annotation, molecular function: zinc ion binding; DNA-binding transcription factor activity, RNA polymerase II-specific.
AUGGUCGCAAGUACGAAUGGCGAGGUGUACGCACCAUACUCUCGCGUCCCCGUCGUCGUCGAGGAGGGCUUCCAGUCCAGCGAGGACGGCUCGGAGAUGCAUUCACCUGUCUACGAUGGUCCGUACAGUCCACAUGGGCAGACCCUGCCGUGUGCCCAACUCUUCGUGGCCAACUGGGACGGGCAUAUGGGCGCGUCCGACGUCGCGUCGCAGGUUCGCGACACACGCACGUUCGACGGUUUCGUGCUCGCACGUCCACCGAACACCCAUGACCUCGCGCAACACUUGAGCCAGGAGCUCGCUAUCCACGAACAGCCCGUCCUUGACUUCGAGAGCACUGGCAACCGCUUCCAGUCUACCGUGUUGGCUCCCAGCGCGGAUUACACCUUCAACCUUCCACAGAGUCGAAUCACAGACUCUCACUUCCGCCCGCAAGAAGUCUUCCACGAUUCGUCGUCCUCAUACUCUUCACGCCACACAUCAUCAAUAUCCUCAGAACCGGAUGCGCAGCAGAUUGCGCUCAUGUCAAGCACUACCAAGACCUCUUCGCUGAAUGGCAACACGAAUGGCCACUCGUCAAGUACAAGACCACCGCGCAGAGAAGCCUCCAGUGUGGUCAUAGCGUGUCGACAAUGUCGAGCGCGUAAAAUCCGGUGCGAUUCUACCCGACCUGUCUGCCACAAUUGCACACGGCGCAACAAUGAGUGCGAAUAUGAUGCCGUUCCGAAGCGCAGAGGUCCGGAUAAGCGCCCGGGUACGCGGCAACGCUCUUGUAAGAAGCGUCCGCUAGACUCCACCACGCUGCCCGCCAAGAAGAAACGAAAGGUCAGCGAGGACUCCGUGUCAGUAGUCGACGUCAAGAUCAAGGAGAGCGAAGACGACAAAUUGCACGCGCUGUCUCUGAGCCACCCCAGCCUUCCGCAAUCAGCGUCUGUCUCUCUCAGCGCGUCUCAUUCUCCCCAGCACGCCGCCACCGAGGCGUUGUAUUCACGAGAGCCCUAUUCACCACCGUCUCGACGCUAUGCCUCUUCUAUCGAAUACCCCGAGUCCAAGUCUUUUGUCCGCCCUCUAAACUUGCCCAUUAAUCGACACCAUCGCCAUGACGAACAACACAAAGCUAGUCCCCUUCCCUUGUCGCCGUCCGUUGAAUACUCUAGGAAGUCGUGGUGGGAUAAUUUACUGCACGAGCAUUCGUUACGAGAAAUCGUGGGCGAUCUGAACUUCCUACUCUCCUCGAGCGGCCACUGGCUCUCCUUCAUUCACGCUCCAACUUUCCUUCGCGAUCUCCAGGACGAGCACCUACGCGUGCGCAUGCAACCGGCCCUAAUUAUGUCCGCUCUCGCUAUGGCUACCCUCAUGAAAUCUAGUCAAAUAGAACUCGGCUCGAGUGGCCGCAAUCGAGCUUUGUAUUUUAGGGAUAACGCACAGUCCCUCCUGGAGGCUGCGUGCAGCUCUCAAUCCGUUGACUAUACCCUCGCUGAAGCGGCGUUGCUUCUAGCCUUGUUCGAGACCUCCUCUCAUCCACAGUACAAUGCAGACCGUUCAACGUGCUCUCUGCAAUUCCUCGACCGCAUCAUCCAAGUCCUCUCGCUGUGUUCCGUCGACGCGCGGGACCCUGACGUGACCCUGUUCUCUGCCGACGCUGUACCCGUCGUCUACAUGCCGGACAAUUAUCGUCCACCAAAGAAGUGCUGCUGUGUCAUCCCUUCGCACAACGGGGUGGGCAUCGACGACUACCGCUCAUACUCUUCCAUGAACCCACCGUGGGAUCGCAGCUGGUCGGACGCGGAGAUACGCAAGGAAGAGUGCCGGCGGCUGUGCUGGACCGCUCUCGCCCUUGUCUCCCGCUAUACCAUGCAGUGUUCCCUUUCUCAUCAAGAGCCCCUGCGCUUCGCCCUGUCGGAGCCGUCCAAUUUUGCACUGCUGUUUCCGGGCGAGGCAUACGAGCGCGCCCUGGGCCACGAGCAAUUGUACGGGCAAUCGCCGAAGGAGUCCGUUUGGGCUGUGUAUUGCCGGAGCAUGCUCCUGUGGAGCAGCAGCACGCGCCGUGUCAAAGAGACUUGGUCUGUCGACCACCGGGCACGCUUCGCAUCCGAUAUAUUCGCCGAGACGCAUGCCGUGCAGUGCGCCCUCGACAUGCACCACUGCAACAUCAACGGCACCUUCGCGUACAUGUGCAAGGAGCUGCUGUACAAUACCAGACUCGUCGUUACGCACGAGAUCAGUCGCCUACACGACGUUGAUAGGGCGGCGAUAUUCGACCGGCGGCACGCAGAAGAGUGGCUCUUUUAUCAGGACCAGAUAUCGAAGAACCUGAAGGCGGCGAUGCUCCAGGUAACGGAAGCUCCAGGGCAACAGUUGUCCCGUCGUCCGUUUCAGGUCAACUGGGUGUCCAGUCAGGUCAUGAUAUGCCUGGCGCUGUGGGAGUUCGACCAUGCCUUCGUACAUGCUCUGGAACAGGCGAAAACCUUCUUAACACCGCUUGAUGUUCUCAAUGUGCUGUGGCCAUCUCCAGAAUGGAUGGACAGUGCGGCCGGGGACCACGGAUCCAGAAUCGGCGACCUGGAUUGCAGUGAGCCGAACAACACACAUCCAUCACAAUCGUCGAUCACCGAAAGAGGGGUGAUCGGUGCAGGUUGGCAGCAUGCAUUGUGCAAUCUGGCAGAUCUCAUCAUCGACAGCGCUGGAUCCUGGGCCACAAUUCACCGAAGCGGUCCAAAUCCCAGCGCUCUUCGGUCCCAAGCGGUGACCGUGCAGCCGCGCGGACGUGUUGGUGGCUUACUCCACGCGCGAUCAGGGAUGGUUGGCCGAAAACACCAUAUAAAGCACUUCCGCGCAGAUCAAGUCGAUCGUUCGCAAUCUCGGACACGAGUCGACGUCACUUUGCCCGGCUCAGUCGGUAGUCUACCGAGCAAGAAGACAAGCCGGGUUGCCUGCACCUCUGCCGUCCCACACCUCAUCGUCCAGUGA